UCACGUGGUUUUAUUUAUGUAACUUACGGCGUCAGAAUAUAGCUCAGAAUUUACUGUACUGCGGCCAGCGACGGAUAAAAUAAGUUGAUUUUGUAAUAAAAUAUCCAAAUAAUUGUUCUUUUUAUAUCGCUGAUUAAGUUGGAUGGAGGCACUGUAAGCGACGUCUCUCGGACUGAAGCUGUGAGAACCUGUUCACUAUGCACACAAACGGACAGUGCUACUUUUUUCCUAACAAAGACUGAGAUGUGAACUCCACUGGACAUUUUUCUGAAACCGGAUUAAUUCAUUGUUAGAGAAAAGUCUCGAUACCGCAUUAAAAAGGUUUCGUUGGCUGCUUACUACAAUUUCCGAGAAGCUCGGUAGUAGAUCUGCAUUGCUGCCUGAACUGACACUUCACCUUCCACAGCUUCUCACACCGGCGUCUCCUCCCUCUAGGGUUCUGUUAUUAAGGACUAUAGACAUUCAUAUGCACAGUGGUUUUACAUGAAAAAUCCGUGGGACAUGGAGCAUUUGGAUUGUCCCAUAUGCUUGUUUCUUCUGUUUGAACCAGUGACGGUGAGCUGCGGUCACUCGUUCUGCCGCCGGUGCAUUAUGGGAAUCUGUGUACCGUCCAAAUGCCCAGUGUGCAUGGAGAGGCUAAAGCAAAGAGACGCAAAAAACAUAAAAAACAAUGUUUUGCUCUUCUGCAUAACUGAGAAAUAUUGUCCCGAGGAAACCAAGACGAGAUGCGAAAUACAGGAGAGGCUGAGAGCUCGCGAUUAUACGAAAGCACUACGUAUGGCUGAAGACAGGAUAAUGAUAGUUCCUGAUGAUUUGAGUCUGAAAGCAUGGAGGGCAGAGGCCAACACAGGACUCAGGAACUUUUCUGAAGCUCUCCGUGACCUGGAAGAUUUGUGUUGUGCCAGGCCCAGCUGGGCUGAGGCUUUCUACCGAAAAGGGAAUGUGCUGCUGGAGAUGGGGAGACUGACUGAAGCUCUCAUGCAGUUCCAUCACUGUCUAAAACAACAGCCUGAAUUUGCUGUUGCUAAGAACCAGAUUAAGAAGGUAUGGGAGAUCUUGGAGAUGGAGGGAACGGUCAUACCAGAGGAGGUGCCACAGAUCUUACAAAUUGUGGAUGAUUAUCUUAGAGACUGCAGUUCUCAAACUGAUACUUUUGGUUCUUCCUCCUCUGAGGGCCUGAAGUUACCCUGGAAGCAGAUGGAGGAGAAGUUUACUUGUGAGCAGACUACGUCUCAAGUCAAGCACAACUCCAGUAAUGAGUGCCAGCCUAUGUCUUUCCUUUCCAUAGCCCAGGAGAGUGUGGAGCAGAUGGCAAAGAAGGAGGAAAUACAAAUGAAAGUGGACCAGGAGCCGUCCCCUCUGUCUGUAUCUGACUUUGAGUGCCCCCUCUGCAUCAGACUGUUCUAUGAUCCGGUUACAACACCAUGUGGCCACACAUUCUGCAAGAACUGUAUUGAGAGAAGUCUUGACCACAAUCUCCGCUGUCCACUCUGUAAACAAGCACUACAGGAAUAUUUCAAGAAAAGAAAGUACAACCCCACAGUCCUUCUGCAGGAGAUUAUGACCCGCCUCUUCCCUCGGCAGCUGGCUGAAAGGAAACAGGUGCAUGAUGCUGAGAUGGCUGAGCUUUCCAAUUUGACCAAAGACAUCCCAAUAUUUGUGUGUACUGUGGCCUACCCUGGUAUUCCCUGCCCACUACAUGUUUUUGAGCCACGCUACAGGCUGAUGAUGCGCCGAUGUAUAGAGACCGGCACCAAGAAAUUUGGCAUGUGCAGCUAUGAGCAUGGAAAAGGGUUUGCAGAUUAUGGCUGCAUGCUGGAGAUUCUGGACCAGAAUGUGCUCCCUGAUGGCCGCUCUUAUGUGAACACAGUAGGAGGAAGUCGAUUCCGUGUGCUUCGGAGAGGCCAGCGGGAUGGCUACCACACAGCUGACAUUGAGUACCUGCAAGACCAUAAGGCACAUGAUGCUGAGCUGGAAAUGCUGCAACGCCUCCAUGACAGUGUGUAUCAGCAGGCCAGGGAGUGGUACCAACGACUCAACAGCCGCAUCCGGGAGCAGAUCAACCAACAGCAUGGAGACAUGCCUGAGAGAGAGGAUAACAUUCAGGCAUCUGCUGAUGGUCCGGCCUGGUGCUGGUGGCUGCUAUCUGUGCUUCAGCUAGAUCCAGCUUACCAGACAACAGUUCUGUCCCUUACCACCCUGAAGGACCGAUUAGGACAUGUGCGCAUUGUAUUGGAGUACUUUUCUCAGAGAUAGGACAACACACACACACACACACACACACACACAGGACCUUAUCCCUUUUUACACUGCCUUAGAGAAAGAGCACAUUUUUGUUCGACUAGCAAUUAUAUAAUUAUAUGUGAAAUAGGUCUGGGUAUUUUAUACAGCAUAUUUAGUUUCCAAAUACAAUUGUUUGAUUCGCUUGUUUGCUUAGCUGAAGUUUAAAACAGCAGAUAAUUCAGGGUAAAUAGAUAUCCAGAUAAAUCAGGUAUUGGUAACUCACAAAUUAUGUGAAUAUUAUGUGAACUUAUAUGUGGGUGGUCAGAUAUAAUGCUUUUGGGACAAAGAAAUGCAAUGCUGAUUAUUAGCAUAUAGGGUUUUGGCAUGGCAUUUUCUUAUAUUUAAGCAAGACUAAAUUAAUUAGAAAAUAUUGCAAGCAAGUGCAAACAUUAUUACUGUGAACAAUAAUAAUAAUAAUAAUUGCAGGAAUUGGCUGUAUUACUUUUGGAGAUGGUGGGAGCGGAAUUAAAUAAUCAGUACCGUGCACACCUCUAAUUUACACUGUACAAAUACAUACAGGUAUAGAGCACAAAUUAAUCAUUGAUACUUUUGUAUCGAUGCAUCUAUAAGCUUGGCCAUGUAUAUGAUGCCCUUUGCAAAAUGACAGAGGAUCAGAUGUCACCUGCUGCAAGAAUGCUUUUCUAUGUGUUUUGCGAUAGUGACAUUCUUAUUAGAAUCAAACUGUCAAAAUGCUAAUGUGUGAAGUUUUAAUGCUGCUGAAUAAGGCUGUUUGUCAUGAAAAUGCUAAAUCCAUUAUGUCAUUUUAAAAGUAGAGCUUCCAAUUUUUACUCAUAAUUUAAGCAGUGAUUUGAAUAAUACUUUGAGGCAAAUUAACAUUGUGAUAAUGGUUAUAAGGAAUUUAUAUAAUUUAUUUGGAACAGUUUAAAUUCCCCUCUUUCUUGUAUUUAGGCUGAGCAUCAAGAAUGAGAGAACAAAUGACACUGCGCUCUGUCACUAAUGUGUAGAGAUGUUAAAUGAUCCAAGAGCUUAUUUUGUGGCCAUCAGAAUAUGUUUAAUCUGUCUGCUUUUCUCAGCAUCAUCUUGAAAGGGAUUUGUGCCUUUGGGUUUAAAGUCUUAAUUUGGAUGAAUAUAUGCACAUUUGGUACUUUCUAAAUAGACUGAAUGAUUAAGCAGAUAAUAAUAAUAAUGAUAAUAACAAUCACUGUCGUCAUAAUCAUCAUUUGCUAAUGAAGAUACACUUAAAUUAGAAAUAAUGUAUUUUUUGUUAUGGUAAAGGGACAAUAGAUCAGGUUAUGUUAAAGGGACAAUAGAUCAGGUGUUGGGUGUCAGUCACAGCAAUCACUGACGUUAAUCAAAGAUUUGUCUUUUAGUGCAUUUUAUCUGUCAACAAGAAGGAUUUUUUUUAUUUGUCACUAGUAAAGGGAUUCCAAAAUUCUUUUUUGUUUAUUAAAUACAUAGCAAUAAAAAUGAAAGUCAGACAUAAUUCAGUUUGAUCAGCUUGAGAGGGCCACACAAGUGUGAAUUCUUGUAGGAAUUUCAUUAAACUUGUUCAAGUUAUGCAGAAAUGUGAUUUUGGACAGUUUUCGAGAAAUGAUUGAAUCUUUCAUUUUGUUUUUAACCCUUUCUUCUGAAUAAAAAUAAGCAAUAUUAAAUAAAUAA
Messenger RNA from Hemibagrus wyckioides, 3903 nucleotides. RefSeq names its product LON peptidase N-terminal domain and ring finger 1 (gene lonrf4). Lineage: Eukaryota; Metazoa; Chordata; Actinopteri; Siluriformes; Bagridae. The record is from RefSeq and is a predicted model, not a curated record. The transcript is spliced from 12 exons. Bases 484 to 2256 code for a protein of 590 amino acids. Gene Ontology annotation, molecular function: protein binding.